Carassius carassius (crucian carp) is the source of this 1078-nucleotide messenger RNA. RefSeq names its product rano class II histocompatibility antigen, A beta chain-like. The transcript is spliced from 4 exons. Gene Ontology annotation, molecular function: MHC class II protein complex binding. NCBI's taxonomy places the organism in Eukaryota, Metazoa, Chordata, Actinopteri, Cypriniformes, Cyprinidae. Gene Ontology annotation, cellular component: membrane; MHC class II protein complex. The record is from RefSeq and is a predicted model, not a curated record. Bases 278 to 1078 code for a protein of 266 amino acids. Gene Ontology annotation, biological process: immunoglobulin production involved in immunoglobulin-mediated immune response; peptide antigen assembly with MHC class II protein complex; positive regulation of T cell activation.
UGAUUGGCCAGUUAACCUUUAACUUUUUAAACUGCUUAACAGUUAACAAUUUGGCAAUUACCUUCCUUCAGUCUGCUUCAGUCUGGAUAUUCAAGAGCUGUGGAAAAUGUUUUAAGCAAAGCUUUUGGGUUCAAUUAUAAUACUGAUCACAGGGACAGGUAAAAACAAAUGUAUUAUUUUACAUUUAAUUAGUUUCAGUUAUUCUUAAUACCCUUGCUAUCAUUGAUAAAGUAUGUUUGUGUGUGAAAACAUUCUGUGAGAAAGAUGUUCAAUCAUAAUGUUAUUGUUUUUUUCACCAGAUGGUUAUCACGUCUCUAUACUGUUUCAGUGCACCUAUAGUUCCCUUGAUCUUAGUAACGUGGAACUCAUUAUUUCAACUUCCUUUAAUAAAGCUGUUCAAAUGCAAUUCAACAGCACUCUUGGAAAGUAUGUAGGGUUUACUAAGAUCGGAAUGAAGUUGGCACACUUGUCGAACAACAAUAACAAAAUCUUGUCACAUUUAAACAAUUUGCUGCACAAAUGCAAACAUUAUGGAGAAAUUGGUUACCCAGCCAUUGUUAAUAAAUUGGGUAAGUUGCAACCCAAGAUAAAGCUUAGGUCAGUGAAACAGGUAGGCAGCAGCAAUCCUGCUGCAUUGGUGUGCAGUGCAUUCGACUUCUACCCUGAACAGAUCAAAGUUUCCUGGCUGAUAGACGGUAAAGAUAUGACCACUGAUGCAGUGUCCAUCGAGGAGAUGGCUAAUGGGGACUGGUACUACCAGAUUCACUCCCACCUUGAAUAUACAGCCAAAUCUGGAGAGAAGAUCUCCUGUAUGGUGGAGCAUGGUAGCUUCAAUAAACCCAUGAUCAUCGACUGGAAUCCCUCUAUCUCGGAGUCUGACAGGAAUAAAAUCUCUAUUGGAGCCUUUGGUUUGGUGCUGGGAGUCAUCACAGCAGCUGCUGGAUUCAUGUACUACAAGAAAAAACCUGAAGGUAUGGAGGCAGUGCUGGGUGACGUGCACCCGGUACGUGCUGCUCUGCCACACCCAUCUCUGGACUCGGCCGUGAAGCCAGUGCUGAAGCGGUCUCAUAUGAAGUAA